AUGUUUGGAGGUCCUGUUGUUCCUGCUAACAGUCCUCACUUGCGCAAGUCUGGGAGUAGAGCUGUUGUCUAUGAUUUUGAUGAAUACGAAGGGGAGGAUGGGGCUGAUGAAAGUUUAUUGCAUUCUGGUGAGGUAAAUGAUACGAGGGGUGGUACAACACCGAUGAGUGCUACUGCAAUGAUGCCCUCUCCUAUUUUGUUGUGGAGAUUCAAGGUACUAUUAUUCCUUAUUUGGGGCUGCAUUUGUUGCAAGAUUGGAUGGGAUUCUGUAAUGAGAAUGAGUGCAGACAAGCGGGAUUUAUUCAUAUAUGAAGCAUUUUUGUAUUUUAAUCCUCUUCUUCUCGCGACUUUGAUGGUUUGGCUUUGGGGAAUCAACUUAUGGUUUUUUGCUCAGGGUGGAGUUAGUUAUUCAAAAAUAUUUGAUCUUGAUCAAAAUCAUCUGACACAUGCAGAAAUAUGGAAGUGUGCCAUGUGGAUGACAGUUAUUGUUCCAACCAGUAUGACAGCAUAUAUUUAUCUUUAUUCUCGUGGAGAAGUCGCAUAUGCUGCAUCACAACCAGUGCUCUUGUAUGCUGCUAUUGUAAUGGUUUUGAUAUUCCCCUUCGAUAUCUUCUAUUUUUCAUCUAGAUAUUUCUUCUUAAGGACACUCUGGCGAAUAAUUUUCCCACUACAGGCAAUAUCAUUUGCUGAUUUUUUCUUGGCUGAUAUCUUAACUUCCAUGGUAAAGGUCUUUUCUGAUUUGGAGCGUUCAGUAUGUAGAAUGGUCCACCGACAGGUUGCAACAGUUGCUUGGUUGGAAGCUGAUUCUAUUUGUGGCAGUCAUUCUGUUGCAAUUCCUUUAGUUCUUGUUUUGCCUUACCUUUUUCGCUUAAACCAAUGUCUCCGGCAGUACAAAGAUACUGGGGAAAAAUCUGCUCUUCUGAAUGGUAAGAGCUCUUGGUUGUGCUAUAAUUAA
Molecule: messenger RNA, 954 nt
Organism: Lathyrus sativus (Indian pea)
Lineage: Eukaryota; Viridiplantae; Streptophyta; Magnoliopsida; Fabales; Fabaceae
Source: the annotation of a GenBank genome assembly